UUUUCUUUUUUUCACCGCAGUGCCGCAGUGUCACAACAAAGUCCUCCUUUGCUUUCCUCGCUCUCUCUCUUUCCCUGUCUGUCGCAGAGAGAGAGUUCAUUCCCGGAUCUCACUCUCUGGAUCCACGCACAGGGUAUGCUUCAGCCAAGUUAUUGUGCCUCCUCUAUUUAGCAAACUGGUAGACACUGAUAGAAAUUGGUUUGUGAACAAAGAAUCUUGUACAGAUAUGGGUCGCUUAAAGCUGCAAUCCGGAAUUAAGGCAAUUGAGGAAGAACCUGAAGAAUGUGACUCUUCCUACGCUAACAAGGCUACUUUAGCAUGUAUGAUUAAUGCGGAAGUAGGUGCAGUAUUGGCGGUCAUGAGAAGAAAUGUAAGAUGGGGAGGUCGUUAUAUUUCUGGUGAUGAUCAGCUAGAGCACUCUUUGAUUCAGUCUUUGAAGGCAUUGCGGAAACAGAUAUUCUCAUGGCAGCAUCCAUGGAAUACCAUCAAUCCUGCUGUGUAUCUCCAACCAUUUCUGGAUGUGAUUCGAUCAGAUGAAACUGGUGCUCCAAUCACUGGGGUUGCUUUGUCAUCUGUUUACAAGAUUUUAACUCUUGAUGUGAUUGAUCAAAACACUGUAAAUGUUGAAGAUGCUAUGCACUUGGUAGUUGAUGCAGUGACAAGUUGCCGAUUUGAGGUGACCGAUCCAGCAUCAGAAGAGGUGGUGCUAAUGAAGAUACUUCAGGUUCUUCUAGCUUGUAUGAAAAGUAAAGCUUCGGUCACACUUAGUAAUCAACAUGUCUGUACCAUAGUGAACACUUGUUUCCGUAUAGUUCACCAAGCAGGAACUAAAGGUGAGUUGUUACAGCGUAUAGCUCGGCACACAAUGCAUGAACUUGUUAGGUGCAUUUUUUCACACCUGCCAGAUGUUGACGACACAGAGCAUGCACUGGUUAAUGGAGUUAGUCCUGCCAAACAGGAGAUUGCUGGUCUAGAUAAUGAUUACACUUUCGGGAGCAAACAAAUAGAAAAUGGCAGUAGUUCUGAGUUGGAUGGUCAAACAUCCUCUGUUAGCUAUGGUUCGAGUGCUUCCACAGGUCUGGUGGCAACUGUAAUGGAAGAAAGUACUAUUGGAGGUAGUAGUGGAAAGGAUGCCCUUCCAUAUGAUUUGCACCUUAUGACAGAGCCAUAUGGUGUCCCCUGCAUGGUGGAGAUAUUUCACUUCUUGUGUUCUUUAUUAAAUGUUGCUGAACAUAUGGGAAUGGGUCCCAGAUCUAAUACAAUAGCAUUUGAUGAAGAUGUACCCCUUUUUGCUUUGGGCUUAAUUAAUUCAGCUAUUGAAUUGGGUGGGCCUUCUAUUCGUCGUCAUCCCAGGUUACUGAGUUUGAUCCAGGAUGAAUUAUUUCGUAAUCUGAUGCAGUUUGGCUUGUCAAUGAGCCCACUAAUUCUCUCAAUGGUUUGUAGUAUUGUUCUCAACCUUUAUCACCAUCUGCGUACUGAACUCAAAUUGCAGCUUGAGGCUUUCUUCUCUUGUGUCAUUCUGAGACUUGCACAGAGCAAAUAUGGUGCUUUAUACCAACAGCAAGAGGUUGCUAUGGAGGCUCUUGUAGACUUCUGCAGGCAGAAAACAUUUAUGGUCGAGAUGUAUGCUAAUUUGGAUUGUGACAUAACAUGCAGUAAUGUGUUUGAAGACCUAGCUAAUUUGUUGUCAAAGAAUGCAUUUCCGGUAAACUGCCCUUUGUCUGCAAUGCACAUUCUUGCUUUGGAUGGUCUCAUAGCUGUUAUUCAGGGGAUGGCUGAAAGGAUAGGCAAUGGAUCAGUUAAUUCAGAACAGGCACCAGUGAACCUUGAGGAGUAUACACCCUUCUGGAUGGUGAAGUGUGACAACUAUAGUGAUUCUAAUCACUGGGUUCCCUUUGUCCGCCGGAGAAAGUAUAUUAAGAGAAGAUUGAUGAUUGGAGCUGAUCACUUUAACCGUGAUCCAAAGAAAGGCCUAGAAUUUCUCCAAGGAACACAUCUCUUGCCUGACAAACUUGACCCUCAAAGUGUGGCCUGCUUUUUCAGGUAUACUGCUGGGUUAGAUAAGAAUCUUGUUGGGGAUUUCCUGGGCAAUCAUGAUGAGUUUUGUGUUCAAGUUCUUCAUGAAUUUGCUGGGACAUUUGAUUUCCAAGGCAUGAACUUGGACACUGCUCUGCGGCUGUUCUUGGAAACUUUUAGAUUGCCUGGAGAAUCUCAAAAAAUACAAAGGGUGCUUGAGGCAUUUUCUGAGAGAUACUAUGAGCAAUCGCCACAGAUCCUAGCUAACAAGGAUGCUGCUCUUUUGUUAUCUUAUUCUCUCAUAAUGCUUAACACAGAUCAGCAUAAUGUGCAGGUGAAGAAAAAGAUGACAGAAGAGGAUUUUAUCCGGAAUAAUAGGCACAUCAAUGGAGGCAAUGACUUACCUCGAGAAUUCCUGUGUGAAUUGUACCACUCAAUUUGUAAGAAUGAGAUACGGACAACUCCAGAACAAGGAGCUGGUUUCCCUGAAAUGACCCCAAGUCGUUGGAUUGAUCUAAUGCACAAAUCCCAGAAAACUGCUCCAUUUAUUGUAUCUGAUUCAAGAGCCUACCUUGACCAUGACAUGUUUGCUAUAAUGUCAGGUCCCACAAUUGCUGCUAUCUCUGUUGUGUUUGAUCAUGCAGAACAUGAGGAUGUUUACCAGACAUGUAUUGAUGGAUUCUUAGCUGUAGCAAAAAUUUCAGCAUGUCAUCAUCUUGAAGAUGUAUUGGAUGAUCUAGUUGUUUCUCUAUGUAAGUUCACAACCCUCUUGAAUCCAUCAUCUGUUGAAGAACCUGUGCUAGCCUUUGGUGAUGACACAAAAGCCAGGAUGGCGACUGUGACUGUUUUUACCAUUGCAAAUAGAUAUGGUGAUUAUAUUCGCACAGGUUGGAGAAAUAUUCUGGAUUGCAUUCUACGGUUGCACAAGCUUGGUCUUCUGCCAGCACGUGUAGCCAGUGAUGCCGCUGAUGAAUCUGAGGUUUCUGCUGACCCUGGGCAUGGGAAACCUAUCACAAAUUCUCUGUCUUCAGCUCAUAUGCAAUCCAUGGGAACUCCAAGACGAUCUUCUGGAUUGAUGGGUCGGUUUAGUCAGCUCUUAUCUCUUGACACUGAGGAGCCAAGAUCGCAACCCACUGAACAACAACUUGCUGCUCAUCAACGUACCCUGCAGACCAUCCAAAAAUGCCAUGUUGACAGCAUAUUUACAGAGAGUAAGUUCUUGCAAGCUGAAUCUUUAUUGCAGCUUGCACGAGCACUCAUCUGGGCAGCAGGGCGUCCCCAGAAAGGAAACAGCUCCCCAGAGGAUGAAGAUACUGCAGUUUUCUGCCUGGAGUUGCUGAUUGCAAUUACUCUGAACAACAGGGACAGGAUUGUUCUAUUGUGGCAGGGUGUUUAUGAGCACAUAGCUAACAUUGUUCAAUCAACUGUAAUGCCUUGUGCCUUAGUAGAGAAGGCUGUGUUUGGACUCCUCCGGAUUUGCCAGCGGCUGCUGCCAUACAAAGAGAACUUGGCUGAUGAACUUUUGAGGUCAUUGCAACUUGUUUUGAAACUUGAUGCCCGUGUUGCUGAUGCUUACUGUGAACAAAUUACACAGGAAGUCAGUCGCCUUGUGAAAGCAAACGCUACGCACAUCAGAUCUCUAAUGGGAUGGCGUACAAUUACAUCACUACUUUCCAUCACAGCUCGGCACCCUGAAGCUUCUGAAGCUGGAUUUGAUGCGUUGUUGUUCAUAAUGAGUGAUGGAGCUCACUUGUUACCUGCCAAUUAUGUCCUCUGUGUUGAUGCAGCCAGGCAGUUUGCAGAGUCUCGUGUGGCACAAGCAGAAAGGUCUGUGCGUGCACUAGAUCUAAUGGCAGGUUCUGUUGAUUGUUUAACUCGGUGGUCUCAUGAGGCUAAGGAAGCAAUGGAGGAGGAGGAAGCUGCAAAGUUGUCACAGGAUAUUGGGGAGAUGUGGCUGAGGCUUGUGCAGGGACUAAGAAAAGUUUGUUUGGAUCACAGAGAAGAUGUUAGAAACCAUGCACUUUUAUCAUUGCAAAAGUGCUUGACAGGAGUGGAUGGGAUCAAUCUGCCACAUGGUUUGUGGUUACAGUGUUUUGAUCUGGUAAUCUUUACGAUGCUUGACGACUUGCUGGAAAUUGCUCAGGGACACUCCCAAAAAGAUUACAGAAACAUGGAUGGCACACUAAUAAUUGCUGUAAAGCUCCUUUCAAAAGUGUUUUUACAGUUACUACAUGAACUUGCACAGUUAACUACUUUCUGUAAAUUAUGGCUGGGGGUGCUCAGCCGAAUGGAAAAAUAUCUAAAAGUCAAAGUAAAAGGGAAGAAGAGUGAGAAGCUUCAGGAAGUAGUGCCUGAGCUGCUUAAGAACACCUUGCUAGUGAUGAAGACUAAGGGAGUACUGGUACAGAGGAGUGCCUUAGGUGGGGAUAGCUUGUGGGAGCUGACAUGGCUGCAUGUGAAUAACAUUGCUCCAUCUUUACAAUCUGAGGUGUUCCCUGAUCAACACUGGGAGCAGUCCCAGCAUAAGCAGGGCGAAACUGGUGGAAGUCUGGUGUCCGAUGAAACAGGUGCUGUUCCUUCAAAUGGAUCAUUACCUUCUGAAGGUUCUGGCACUGGGGGUUAACAUGUACACACAGUUUUCAUCAUCCUGUAUUAUGUUUUUUUGACGCAUAUAGCUGAGAUUUCAUGUCAAGUCACCAGAAUUAACUGGGGUAGUGGUAGAGAUUGAGGAAAGUCCUGGUAUCAGCUCGGCUCAAUAGAAAGUAGUCAUCAUGGUAAAUGUCCUUGUUUAGAGAUAUGAAUUUGUGACCCUAUAUUCCUCCUCCUAUUAGUGCUCCUCGUCUCUGCUUCAAUUUCAUCUGGCCUUAGUUUGUUGUCGUUACCAAAAUGUGGAUUUCCCUGAAGAUGUUAUAUGGUUCUGUAGGAUCAUCAUGUAGGAUGUUUCUGCAGAUGAAUGAAUUCGACCCUCAUGAUUUGGUAUUUUGAAAAUUUGGAAGGGAAGAAUUGCUUCAUCUAUUGUGUAGGAUAUUUAAGCCUAUAAUUUGUAUUGGCUUGCUCAGUAAUGUACAGAACUACAAAUUUUAGACUUCUGUUUUAAUUAGUUUUUCCUCAGUAUGAUAAUGAAGAGCAGUGUUUUGGCUGGA
Messenger RNA from Hevea brasiliensis (rubber tree), 5159 nucleotides. RefSeq names its product ARF guanine-nucleotide exchange factor GNOM. Gene Ontology annotation, biological process: regulation of ARF protein signal transduction. NCBI's taxonomy places the organism in Eukaryota, Viridiplantae, Streptophyta, Magnoliopsida, Malpighiales, Euphorbiaceae. Bases 227 to 4639 code for a protein of 1470 amino acids. Gene Ontology annotation, molecular function: guanyl-nucleotide exchange factor activity. The transcript is spliced from 3 exons. The record is from RefSeq and is a predicted model, not a curated record.